AUGGAGCUGAUAGGAGACAGCGAAGCCAUGAGAGGCCAUCUCGAGACGUGGCUGUCCGAUUCAGUGCUUAAUGCUUCGGAGUCGUUUGGUCUGCGUCGAGCAGCGGUCUCUGCAUUUGCUCAUGCAAGCAAAGGGACCACAAACAUGCUUGAGGAUCCUAUUCAAGAUCUCACGGAGAAGAUUAUGAAACGAUUCGGUGACAACCUUUUCAUCAAGCAUUCGCCAAUCUUACAGCAGGAGGCUUGCGCUCAAAUUCUUCUCUUGCUGGCUGGUUAUGCGCAUCGAGCUCAGCCAAUGUCUUUGUUCAUCAUGGCUCGCUCGAGCGCACAUCUGAGCGGAAUGUCAAACCGGCUGAACUCGUCUUCACCAAGGGCUCGGUUUCUUGGCAUGAUUGUUGGAAUGGCCAUAUCAGAUCUGGUGGACAAACCAGGAUCUAAGAUGAACUUCGACAUCGAUGACCUGAAAACAGCUGAAGGAAAGUGGUACCAACAUCUCGUCAAGGUCGACGAUAAGAUUGGUGAGUACACAGAUAUCAAAGAAGUCUUCGGCGCCAACAAGGUCGCAGAAAGAGACUCUGCUACCACGUCAAUGCCUCGGUCUGCGAACAAGCCGGUCCAAGCGAAGCCGAAGCCCAAACCUAUCAUUCAGNNGGAAGAGCCGCAGGGCCCCAGAAUCAUGGAAGUGCUGGACGACUCCGAGGACGAUGACGAUCUUGUGCCUUACGCCAAACCAGAUUCUGACCCUGAAGAUGAAGACGAGGAUCCUACCAUGAUCAACCGCGACAAGCCCAAGGCUCCAGUGUACAUACGCGAUCUGAUGGCUGGAUUGAAUGACUCGGAGAACUACGAUCGACACAGUUUGGCCUUGAAAAAUGCUGCUGCUCUGAUCCGUCGCAAAUCUUCGUUUGGCAAAGAAGUCAGUGAUCAUGCACUCGAGCUUGCAUCGAUUUUGGUAGGACUUGGCGACACAUUCGACAUGGAAGACUUCCUCGAGCUGCGUCUGCAAGCAUUGAUUGCGGUGCUUGUAUCAAGCCCGGCACAAAUGGCACCAUGGUUUGCACGACAGGUCUUCGAUGGAGACUACUCGCUGAGUCAGCGAACCACAGUCCUGAGCGUUCUCGGGUUGGGUGCACGAGAGCUGGCUGGCUACAAAGAUGAGGACGAAGACCUAAACCCAAAGAUCGCAGCAACAUCAUUCCCAAGCAAACAGCUUCCUGAGAGGUUGCACAAGAUGUACACCGCUGAGCGCGAAGCACCAGUCGCUCGAAUCGCUUUCAACCUCGAACGAUCCAUGAUACAACCAAUGGCUCUCGACGCAGCUGAUAAGAUGUCAGGACCCAACAUCCUGAAAGUCAGAACAUUCUCCUCCCGCAUGGAAGUUGANAAGAAGAGGAAGAAGAUUAUUCCCAACGCAUUAGCCAGAAUUGUCGCAGAAUGCUUCUUCUUCNNCCCCCUGACCGGGCGAUGGUGGCAGAAUCUACAGGCAUAUGGAGCGGAAAAUGUGCAUUUCCAGCCCUUCUUGCUGAGUACAUAUCUCAAGACUCUAUCGCUGAUUUUGCAUGCGGCGGGAUCAGGAACCAUCAGUCUCCCUCAGAUGACGGCAGAGUUUUGGGAGUUGAUUUUGAGUGUUAGGACGAAUGCGUUGGCGGAUGUCAGUGUUUUGGAGGCUGUUCUCUUCGCUACUCUGACUCUUCUGGAUAUGAAUGAGGAUAAACGCAGACUGGCAGAAGAGCAUUCGAAACAACUGAUCGAGACUCAGGAGUGGGUUGAACUUGUGUUUGAUAGAGUUGGUGGAGGUGACGAAGAGNNGGGAGAGAGGAUACGCAUGCUUGCUGCUAGCGUUCUGAUGAAGACGAGAGAAGUGGUGGACAAGUACCAACGUUUACUCGUUGGCGACCUCGUAGACUAUUGA
Messenger RNA from Aureobasidium musti, 1911 nucleotides. The record is from the annotation of a GenBank genome assembly. Lineage: Eukaryota; Fungi; Ascomycota; Dothideomycetes; Dothideales; Saccotheciaceae.